UGGGAAGGGAAGGAGAGAACGUGCAUACAGCUCUUCAGCGGAAAAGUGGUCACGGAAGGACGCUCGACUCGGUCUGAACGGACAGGAGAGGGGUCGGAGGGCGCGAGGGUAGGGCAGGUCUGCAGCCAAUGAGAGGCGCAUCGGGGCGCGCCCGGGACUCGACCCCACCUUCGGUAGUCAUGGCAACUCGCGAAACCCGCGAGAAACCCGCGAGAGAGUUCGCGGUGGUAGGGAGCAGGUCGGUGUCAGGGGUCGUCUUAGUCGGCAGUCGGUCUCUGGUCGGCCCCAAGAAUAGUCGUAUCGACGAGGCGGUAGUCGAGUAUCACCUCGCUUCUCCUACUCCUGCUUGUGCCGGCACGAGCACGCUCGGGAACAUAGAGGCACACGCGCAGCUUAUCGACUGGACCGCGCGCACUCCGUCUCUCUCUCUCUCUCUCACACACUCCUCCUACGCUGGUGGAUCUCGCUCUCUUCGGCGAGCUUCCUCUCUCCCAUCGAACCCGCUCGACGUUUCUCGCUCUCUCUGGCGCCUCUCUUCCCUUUCUCCGACGCUUCUUUCCUCCCCCGUCCGCCUACCCACUCGACCACCCUCCAGUGCGCGAACCGCGCACACCCUCACCACCCUGUGUCUCGGUGGCCCGCGCCACCGCGCAUCCGCCCAGCGUCGAUAUAUCACGAUACCGCGGAUACAACGUCGCGAGGAUACGCCGAUCUAGCGCGCGCGAUCUCGAUCCCGAUCUGGAUCUCGAUCUCUCGCGGCGAGUGCUCGACCGGGUCGAGCGUACACGGUGGUGACACGAGAAAGACGCGUUCCCCAGUUUCUCGGCGGGAUAUCGGGCUCGCGAGUGUGAAGUGCGGAUUAUACAGCGCGUUUGUCGCGUGUUUUUACGGAUCGGUCGGUCCGUCGACCGGCCACAGUGAUCGCGAGUGACUCGUCGUUCGAUUAAAGGACGCACGAUCUCGCAGUGGACGGCUCGAAUUAGGAAAUUGGCCGAAUCCUUAGCGGAGGGACCGUGUCGCCCUCGGGAGAGGAGGCUGCUUCGGUGGUGGGUGAAUCACGAUGCGGCUCGGGACGACGGGAUCUCGAAGUCGCGGGGACUCGAAGCAGUGCGCGAGUGAGUGAGGAAUAGUGCUGCGAGGAUUUCGUCGGACCGCGAGCGAGUUAGUGCACGCGUAACAGUGCGCGUAAGGAGAGCAGACGAAGGAAAGAACGGAAGGAACGAUAUCCAAGGCGAGAGGGCGAUUCGAUCAGCGUAAGAUCGCGGGGUGGUUCGAGCCCGAGGAAGAAGCGCGCCAGCGUCCGCGAGACGGCCGCCGCUUCGGGGUGGUCGGUGGUCGCGAACGAGCAGCGGAAACCGGCAGGGUGGUUCGAGGCGGGACAGGAGCCGUUGACGCCCUGGCGACUGCCGGGGUGGUUUACCCGGCCGCGACAGCGACGUUGUUCCCUGGCCGGGUGUCGACUGGACACCACCACCCCGAGUUCACCACCACGUUGGAGGUGGGGUUCCCGGCGCGCGGCUCCACCGCCUCCAUGGCGUUGGUAGCCGCGCCGCCCUCGUGGGCCUCGCGGGACCCCGGGGCCAGCCUGGCUGCGACCGGUGCAGCCGCAGCGGCAGCCGCGGCCGCGGCCGCCUCCGGCGCGGGUCCGGGCCCCAUACAAAUUGCUCCGCCGCCCCCGAUGCCCCCCGCGCACCUCACGCCCUCCCAAACGCCCGACGACAUCACCUGUCUGGUGCCCGCCGGAGCUGUUCUCACGCCCAGGGACCCCUUACCGCCCAGCACCACACCCGGAAGUCAAGCCAACAGCUCUCAAUCCGGCAGCUCGCAGACCGACAAAUCACCCAACAUCGAAUGCGUCGUCUGCGGCGAUAAGAGCAGCGGCAAACACUACGGACAAUUCACCUGCGAGGGAUGCAAAAGCUUCUUCAAGAGGAGCGUGAGGAGGAACCUAACGUACUCGUGUCGAGGGAAUAGGAACUGUCCCAUCGACCAACACCAUAGGAACCAGUGCCAGUUUUGUCGGUUGAAAAAGUGCCUGAAGAUGGGCAUGCGACGGGAAGAUAGGAGCAACCAAUCCGUGCAAAGAGGUCGAGUGCCACCGUCGCAGCCGUCGUUGCCAGGUUUACCUGGACAGUUCGCCCUGACGAACGGUGACGCGGUCGCGUGCGCCAGCCUGAACGGUCACUCUUACCUCUCCUCGUACAUUAGCCUGCUCCUGAGGGCGGAGCCGUACCCGACCUCGAGAUACGGCCAGUGUAUGCAACCGAACAACAUCAUGGGAAUCGACAACAUCUGCGAGCUCGCGGCGAGAUUGCUGUUCUCGGCGGUCGAGUGGGCCAGAAACAUCCCGUUCUUCCCGGACCUUCAGGUGACGGACCAGGUCGCCCUGCUCAGGCUAGUUUGGAGCGAGUUGUUCGUCCUGAACGCGAGCCAGUGCUCGAUGCCCCUUCACGUGGCGCCGCUGUUGGCCGCAGCCGGUCUUCACGCGUCACCGAUGGCCGCGGAUCGCGUCGUCGCCUUCAUGGACCACAUCAGGAUCUUUCAGGAACAGGUGGAAAAACUGAAGGCUCUGCACGUGGACUCUGCCGAGUACAGCUGCCUCAAGGCCAUCGUCCUCUUCACCACAGAUGCUUGCGGUCUGUCGGACGUGGCGCACAUCGAGUCCCUUCAGGAGAAGUCGCAGUGCGCUCUGGAAGAGUACUGCAGGACCCAGUACCCGAAUCAGCCGACGAGGUUCGGCAAGCUGCUCCUCCGACUGCCAUCCCUGAGAACGGUGUCCUCCCAAGUGAUCGAGCAGCUGUUCUUCGUCCGGCUGGUCGGGAAAACGCCGAUCGAAACGUUGAUCAGGGACAUGUUGUUGAGCGGUAGCAGCUUCAACUGGCCGUACAUGUCCACGAUGUGACAUUCUGUCUGGCGACAGCUAGCUUCCGCGUAAUACUGUCGCUCCCCGUCUCGUCCCGUGGUCCAACCAAGUUUCGAUCGUCGAGCCAAACGCUCGAUUCGAGCGCUCUGCUCGUCCCACGACUGAAACGAAACGUUCUUUCUCCUUUUGAGGGAACCCACGCGAAACGUCGUGGACGAUGGGUCGUCGACGACGCGUUGGAAAUCAACUUUCGACCGACGUUUCCAGGUUUUAACCGCGCUGGAUCGCGUGCGAGACUCGUAACACGCGCGUGAAUGGGAACAGACGAACAGAGAUGGGCAAAAUGGACGAAUCAGGGAAUCGUCGGACAGAUUUUUAUUCGUUUACCAGUGAAAUUGUAUAGAUACGAUCGAUUUCAACGUCUUUACAAUUUUCUAUCAUUUUUCUAAAUGUCCUUUCAAGGAACUUUCCAACCUAUUUCUAAGUAAUCAGGAACCCAAGUUCCAGCGGGAGAUACUGUGAUAAGGUUCGCGUGCAACCAACAUACUCUGUCGAAGAACUGUAUAUAAUACGAGACGAUCACACUUACAGAUAGAUUUUCGAACCUUCUUUGUCUAUUAAAGAAAUUUAUUUAAAUUAAACGGUAGGUUUCAUAUUUCCAACUGUGUGUUUAUAUAAAUAUGUUGAUGUAUAUAUAAAUAUAUACAUAUAUAUAAUAUAAUAAUAAACAUAUAUAAAUAUAUAUAUAUAUAUAUUUAUGUAUACAUAAAUGUAUAUGUAUUAUGUAUACAAUAUUUACGUAUACAUAUAUAUAUAUAAUAAUAAUAAAAAUAUAUAUACAUGUAUAAGCUUACUCAUAUACAUAUUUAUAACGAACAAUUCAUUUGCUAAUAUCAAAACUAUUAUUUAAUUUAGUGAAGCUUCUCCGAUAGACACAGAGAGUACGAAUAUUUCUGGUACUGACCGUAUAUCCUUGUCAAGAAUAGGUUUCGCGAUUUGUUACAGGAAUCUUUAGCCUGCCGAAGAAGCAGCAGUUAUUUAUUCCGUCUUCGUAAAUUCGCUACGAGUAAUUUUGCCCAUCUCUGCGAGCAAACGAGGGGAUCGAGAAGAACGAAAGAUCGGCGCGACGACGAGCGAUAAACCGUUGAUGUUGAGCGAAACGCUCCUCGAAGGAGCCACAAGCUCCAUUUCGAUAGCUACUUUAAGAAACUGUUCAGACUGCCUAGCAAGAACGACGAUUUCUUGCGAUUCGGUGCAUACACUUAAGAUUUGGCGCGUGCAAUGUCAAUUACGACGCGGUUUCAUCCGAGACUCGAGCGAGCUUAUUUUUCUCCUUUCGCCAUGACGCGUGGGAAUCGAGCAGAGCUGGACGAACGAAGCUUGGAACGGAGAUAGGCAAAAUUCUCAACCGGAUAAAGAUUUCACAUAGCGAAUAAAAAUAAAAAAUGAUAACGACGAAAUUGCGAACUCGAUACGUUCCACGAAAGUUCUUUGUACUCGAAUGUUGACGCGAGUGAAUUAAAAGAUAAACAAAGAAGCAUAAAACAAAGUUACGACGCCGUAUUUUUCUUCGUUAUGCGUUACUCGAAUGAAAUAUUGCCCAUCUCCAGCUUGGAAAACAGAUGUUUCGGGGCGAACCGAACGGGGACGAUCGAUAUUAGAAACUCGAAGAACUGCGGACGAUAAUUUUCCACCGAACACGCGCUUCGAGUGACGCGUCCACGACGAUUUUUCUCGAGUCUGACGUGAUCGACGCGCGAAGGAAAAUUAUUAUUCGACUUUCGAUGGGGCGAAAGGGAUUCGAGCACGGUCAUCGGCGAGAAGGUACGAGGUGUACGAGGGCCAGAGAGAAAAGUGGGCGUAGGAGAUGGUGCGCAUCUCGAGAGAACAUGCUGCAGAGAAAAGAAGGGCGGGCUGAACGUAAGACGCGAUAAAGACGUUGCUUGGCUCAAGAAUCGGAGGCACUAACUGACUUUUACAAGAUACGCGGCUGCGUUUAACCCUUUGCAGUCAGAGAUUUUUUUAUACGAGCAACCCUUGGACAUCCUCCCGAUAUUGUCGAUAAAAAUUCAAAUCAUUUUCUUUCUGAAAAAAAAUGUAUAGACUCAUUUUUUGAAUAGUUGCAUAGCUGUCUUUGCUCUAAUGAACGUUCAGAUGCAGAUACUCGAUACUUUCAAAGUCCAUCGCAUCUAGUCGUCGCUGUAUCGGCGCCAGUGGAGCGCAGAGUCGGGCUUGCCAGCGUAACUCGUGGCGCGAAUGUCCGAUGACAGAAACGAGAAAAAAUGGAAAGGAACGGAGCGAGCAUAAAGCAAAGAGAGAGCGAGACGGAGUGCCGCGGCGCGAAGAAAUCAUAAAUUAGCAUUUGUAAUCGACGGCGGGGGAUCUGGUAGAUCUUCCAUUGGUAUCUCGCAUCGAUCUUCGCCUCGAGUAAUUGCCGUUAGUCGAGUCAUGCCGAAACUCUUAGUCAUUCGUUUUGACGUCUCGUUCUCCGCGUACGUGCCCGCGUUCCCAAGAAUUUCUUUUCUCCUCUGUUUCUCUCUCGCCUUAAAAGACGCGCCACUUCGAAUCGCGCAGCGUCUCCUCCGCGCGUCUCUGUCGGAGAUGAAUAAAAUUAUUGUCCAGAUAAAACUAUCAGGAAUACGAUCGAGGAAUAAAGGAUAAACGAGCUUCAAUCGAUAAUCAACACCAACGACCGAAUUCGAACCUUGUAAAUUAAAGGAUAGCAAUGUUCCGGUCUCGAAUAAGGUAUUCGUUCGAGCUUCGGCUCCAGGAAGCUACGAAUAAUUCGCAACGAUCCGCGCGCGAAUCGCGGAACAGGAGGGAAAAUGUUCGGUCGCGGGAAUAUUAUUCGUCGUUCUUCGAGAAGCUAUGAAUCGUAUGGUAUGCGUACAGAUAAGAAACCGUAAGAGUUAAUUAAGUUAAUUUUGCGCGUUCUUUUUGCCUGUUAUUUAUUAAAGGAUUGUAUGCUUUUCCGCGACGAUCAUUGCGUACGAGACUUAGGAUAUUCUCAAUUCUAGACUCUAAUACCUUCCUUAAUCUUACGCUUUAGUUUUCGUUACUCCAUUCGCGCUUAACCAUUUGCACUCCGAGGAUCUUCGACGGGCUCCUCUGGCAACUUUGCGCCGCUGCUUCUGAAACGUAAACGUUUUCCACGGACAAAUUUUACUCGUUUACUUCGUUCAUCUAGUUUGCGUUGCCACAAAUAAAAUUGAAAAUUUUUGCGACGCCAGUUUAGGAAAUUUCGCGCGUCCUUCUUUUCCCACAAAAAUAACUCCUUAUACUUCGAAUGCGAUUCGUUGACUUUGCUAAUUCCGUUUGCGUUAUUAGAAAUUUCAUUUGGACCGAGUUGUGGCGCGUAUCGCGUACGCGCAAAGGGUUAAGCGUGGCGAAUUCGCGCAGACGCGACGCGCGUACCAAAAAGUGAAUUGUAAUAAUGAGCAAUGCGCGUAAAAUUCGGCCAGCGUCGCUUAGGCUUAGGAAGUAUCGUUCUUCUCGGUUCCCUCGACGAGCACCACGCGCAAUUAAACGUCGAAUGGCGAUUUACGACGCGAGCAAAUCUUCCAGCUUCUGCUUGGCGCGUAGCUUCGAUAUUCCUCGACAGAGAUGGGCAAAAUCCUCGUCAAAAUAAACAACCUUGUACGCGUACGUAUUACGGAGGCUUUCCGAAACACUCAGUUUUUGAAACUGUAUCGGAAGGAGAGAAUAAAAUCACAUCACUUUUUUCGAACUACCCCUUUGCGGGCGGAGUUUUGGCUGUGCUGCUUACGCUUUUUCGCUGCAAUUAUGUCGCCGUCGGAAUUAUCUUAGAAUUGCUAGAAUUUUAUCAAUUAUUUUCUUUAUUGUCUGUUCGAUAUAAAAUGAACGUUAGAGACGAUCUCGUUCACAGAAGGGUUUCGUUAAAUCUCACGGUUUGGAUCUCUCGAGGGAUGAAUUUUCAAUUUUGCUCUAAUUCGAUACAUAUAAACAAAAACAAUCGUACAUUUUAGAUAGAAAUCUGUUGUCUCACUUUCGCAUUAUACAUCUUGAAUUCCAAAAGGUACUGUCGUCGUGAAUAACGAUAAUUUUUAAAUAAAAGCUUUACACCCAUCUGUACAUACCCCUCUAGAUAUUAAAGUAUACAGAGUGCAAUUAGCACGAGUUCUGGAGGAUGUAUACAAACUCCACGACAGCAAAGGUCUACUCAAGACUCGCAUGGACCCCGUGUGAAAAGAGAAUCGAGUGCAUCCAUCAUCCACUAUUAUACUACAUAGGAUCAAAUUUUGCUCAUCUCCGACGAAUGUCAGCGAUUCCCUCGAAGCGCGUCGCGUCGAUCCUCGGUCGAUUAGUACCGAGCACGAGAGCGUUCGUUUCCUCGCCUAAUUCUUAUUUUCGCGAAGGAUGGUUUCUCGAAAUUGCGUCGACGGGGUGUUUCUGAACGGAGGAAUCGUUUCGUCGGGAUCGAACGCUCGCGGAGCAUUCGGAGACGGCGCGACGACGCGCGGACAAAUAUAUUUUUCUUUCGCAGAGACGCGUGUUGUACGAUAGUCGCUCGUCGCUCGGUCUCCGACGGAAGAAGAUCGCAGGGAGACGAUACAAACGCGCGAGAUGAGACUCGGCGAACGCAAUGUGAUAUACAUAUGUACAUGUACGUGAAAAACUAAAAAAAAAAAGAAAAACAA
Messenger RNA from Hylaeus volcanicus, 7521 nucleotides. RefSeq names its product COUP transcription factor 2 (gene svp). Gene Ontology annotation, molecular function: zinc ion binding; RNA polymerase II cis-regulatory region sequence-specific DNA binding; nuclear receptor activity. The record is from RefSeq and is a predicted model, not a curated record. The transcript has 5 exons. Bases 1532 to 2902 code for a protein of 456 amino acids. NCBI's taxonomy places the organism in Eukaryota, Metazoa, Arthropoda, Insecta, Hymenoptera, Colletidae. Gene Ontology annotation, biological process: anatomical structure development; cell differentiation; regulation of transcription by RNA polymerase II.